Mycosarcoma maydis (corn smut) is the source of this 1365-nucleotide messenger RNA. RefSeq lists its product as uncharacterized. The coding region runs from base 1 to 1365 and encodes 454 amino acids. The transcript has a single exon. Gene Ontology annotation, cellular component: transcription export complex 2. Gene Ontology annotation, molecular function: RNA binding; double-stranded DNA binding. The record is from RefSeq and is a predicted model, not a curated record. Gene Ontology annotation, biological process: transcription elongation by RNA polymerase II; post-transcriptional tethering of RNA polymerase II gene DNA at nuclear periphery; poly(A)+ mRNA export from nucleus. NCBI's taxonomy places the organism in Eukaryota, Fungi, Basidiomycota, Ustilaginomycetes, Ustilaginales.
AUGAAACCGUCCAUAUUUGCGGAUGCGGUGAUCACGGCUUGUCAGGCUUGCGACGGGCACGCGCUGGCGGAGCUGUUUGCUAUUGGGGGAGGUGUGGCUGCGUCGGCUUUGCUAGAACUGGGCGAUGUGCGUCCGGGUGGGAUGAUAUGUUCGCUUCGCAAGUGUUCCGGGUACCUGGGGUCGCCAUGGGAAGACAUGUGCGUGAAUCACCUGAGGUCGCUGUACAGUUUUUCGCUUGCGUCGUCGCUGCCGGCUAGCGCGAGCGAUGCGGUGGAUGGCGAGGGCAAAACGCGCUCCGAGAGGCUCGGUGAAGCGUUUGAUGCGUACAACUCGGUGGUGAGCGCGUUUGUGCGCUACUUUUCGACGUUGACGCCGGGAAGGUGGGCUUUGCCACUGUUGCGGAUCCUGUGCCUUAAUCUUCGAUGGUUGGCAGUGCAGGCGGACUCGGCCGCACACAUUGCGAGCGUGUCCAACACUUGGGCACCAACCCGAAGCACGCAACCCAACAAGCGCUUGGAGGAGUGCGCCCGACAGCUCAACAAGGCGUUUAGCGCGUGCAUAGCGGAUCGGAAUGCAGACAUGCACGAAUCGCGCAAAUGGGGAACAUACGAAGUGGUCGGCAUGGUAUUCAAGACGUAUUUCCGCCUCAAGAGCGUCGGUCUGUGUCGCAACAUCUUGAGGGCGAUCAACGCAGCGGAUCUCCCGGACCUGUGUGCGUACCCGCGCAGCCAACAAGUCACGUUCCGAUACUACGUCGGAGUACUAGCCUUCCUCAACGAGGAGUACGAUCACGCCGAGCUCGAGUUGCAAGCAAGCCUACAAAUGUGUCAUCGAUGCGCACUGAUCAACCAGGGCCUAAUCUUAACCUACCUGAUCCCUGUGAAGCUGCUCAAGGGGUCGCUACCACAUCCGUCGCUGCUCGAUCCCACCACGCCGAUCGGUCGAAAACUCGCCGUCUAUCAGCCCUUCACACGCGCGCUCCGAACCGGCGACGUCAAAGCGUUCGACCAAGCGCUUGCAAACCCAACCAUAGAAUCCUCGCUCGUCAAACGCGGCACGUACAUCGCCAUCGAACGCGCCCGAGACGCAACGCUCCGCACGCUCCUCAAAACCAUCUGGCUCAGCCUACCACUCAACCCCACCAAUACAAGACCUACCAGACUCACCCUCACUCUCCUCCACCACGCUACAUCCACCGACCUCAUUCGGCUCAAGUACUCAAUCAAGGAGCUCGAAUGGAUCCUCGCAACCCUGAUCUACAAAGGCUACGUCAAAGGAUACAUCGCGCACGAGCGAGGUGUGCUCGUACUGAGCGCUAAAGACGCUUUCCCCGCCUUGCGAACCGUGGCUAUCGCAACCACUUGA